CGCCCUGGGCCGAGACCACCUGGAUCUACCACGACGGCGAGGACACCAAGAUGAUCGUGGGCGAGGAGAAGAAGUUCCUGCUGCCCUUCUGGCUGCAGGUCAUCUUCAUCUCGCUGCUGCUCUGCCUGUCCGGCAUGUUCAGCGGCCUCAACCUGGGCCUCAUGGCGCUGGACCCCAUGGAGCUGCGCAUCGUGCAGAACUGCGGCACCGAGAAGGAGCGCAACUACGCCAAGCGCAUCGAGCCCGUGCGCCGCCAGGGCAACUACCUGCUGUGCUCGCUGCUGCUGGGCAACGUGCUGGUCAACACCACGCUCACCAUCCUGCUGGACGACAUCGCGGGCUCCGGCCUGGUGGCCGUGGUGGUCUCCACCAUCGGCAUCGUCAUCUUCGGCGAGAUCGUGCCGCAGGCCAUCUGCUCGCGCCACGGCCUGGCCGUGGGCGCCAACACCAUCUUCCUCACCAAGUUCUUCAUGCUGAUGACCUUCCCCGCCUCCUACCCGGUCAGCAAGCUGCUGGACUGCGUGCUGGGCCAGGAGAUCGGCACCGUCUACAACCGCGAGAAGCUGCUGGAGAUGCUGCGCGUCACCGACCCCUACAACGACCUGGUCAAGGAGGAGCUCAACAUCAUCCAGGGCGCGCUGGAGCUGCGCACCAAGACGGUGGAGGACGUGAUGACGCCGCUGCGCGACUGCUUCAUGAUCGCCGGCGAGGCGGCGCUGGACUUCGGCACCAUGUCCGAGAUCAUGGAGAGCGGCUACACGCGCAUCCCGGUGUUCGAGGGCGAGCGCGCCAACAUCGUGGACCUGCUCUUCGUCAAGGACCUGGCCUUCGUGGACCCCGACGACUGCACGCCGCUCAAGACCAUCACGCGCUUCUACAACCACCCGCUGCACUUCGUCUUCAACGACACCAAGCUGGACGCCAUGCUGGAGGAGUUCAAGAAAGGUAAAUCCCACCUGGCCAUCGUGCAGCGGGUGAACAAUGAGGGCGAAGGGGACCCGUUCUACGAGGUCCUGGGGAUCGUCACCUUGGAGGACGUGAUCGAGGAGAUCAUCAAGUCUGAGAUUCUGGACGAAACAGAUCUGUACACUGACAACAGAACGAAGAAGAAGGUGGCGCACCGCGAGCGGAAGCAGGACUUCUCGGCCUUCAAGCCCACGGACAGCGAGGCGAAGGUGAAGAUCUCGCCGCAGCUGCUGCUGGCCACGCACCGCUUCCUGGCCACAGAAGUGGAAGCGUUUAGCCCGCCCCAGAUGUCCGAGAAGAUCCUGCUGCGGCUGCUGAAGCACCCCCACGUCGUCCAGGAGCUGAAGCUCGACGAGAAGGACAGGCGGGCGCCCGAGUCCUACCUCUACCAGCACGGCAAGCCCGUGGACCACUUCAUCCUCAUCCUGCAGGGGAAGGUGGAGGUGGAAGCUGGGAAGGAAGGCAUGAAGUUCGAGGCGAGCGCCUUCUCCUACUACGGCGUGAUGGCCCUCACGGCCUCUCCAGCCCCCCUGUCCCUGUCUCGCACCUUUGUUGUCAGCAGGACAGAGUUGCUGGCAGGCGAAAGCAAGUCCCCUCCUCGCCCCUGCGGCUUGAACCACUCGGACUCCCUCAGCCGCAGUGACCGCGUGGACGCAGUGACGCCGCCGCUGGGGAGUGGAAACAACCAGCUCAACUCCUUCCUGCACGUCUACGUUCCGGACUAUUCUGUGCGCGCCCUUUCCGAUCUGCAGUUUGUCAAGAUCUCGCGACAGCAGUACCAAAAUGCUGUGAUGGCCUCCCGGAUGGACAGAACACCACAGUCUUCGGACAGCGAAAACACUAAGCUCGAACUGACUCUCACGGAGCUGCACGACGGGUUGCCGGACGAGACGGCCAACCUGCUCAACGAGCAGAACUGCGUGGCGCACGGCAAGGCCAACCACAGGAGCCACCUGCCCCCCUCCCCGUCCCGGAGCUGA
Messenger RNA from Carlito syrichta (Philippine tarsier), 1946 nucleotides. It is a transcript of the gene CNNM2, whose product is annotated as cyclin and CBS domain divalent metal cation transport mediator 2. Gene Ontology annotation, cellular component: plasma membrane. Bases 51 to 1946 code for a protein of 631 amino acids. The record is from RefSeq and is a predicted model, not a curated record. Gene Ontology annotation, biological process: magnesium ion homeostasis; transport. The transcript has 9 exons. Gene Ontology annotation, molecular function: magnesium ion transmembrane transporter activity. NCBI's taxonomy places the organism in Eukaryota, Metazoa, Chordata, Mammalia, Primates, Tarsiidae.